AUGCCACUUUCCGUGACGAAAGCACCGGCAACCGGUGAAGAUAGUAGCAGAGAUCGGUUACUGGAACCGCCGGCAUCGCCGUUGGAAACGCGAAGCGAAUCGCCACCGAUGUCACCAUGUCCCAGCCCAGCCCAACCGCCCCAAACCACUAUCGGAAGCGCCGUCGGCAUUACUUCGGCCGUUGCCAACUUCUCCGUGAUAAACUAUGUUGGAAAAAUUCAAAAGCAAUCAUCCUACAAAUCAUCUGUUCGUUGCCGAACACCGUAUGAGCGGUGUAGUCUACGGCCCGUACAGAUGGACGAUACGACCAACUCCUCAACCUUCUCCUCGAUGGAGUUUGGUUGCAACAGUAGCAGCAGCAACAACAGCACUGGCAUUGGGUGUGAAACCAGCCCCGAAUCCAGCGACCUGCAGGACAGUAUCGAUACGGAAGACGGAAGCACGUCCGGUCCGCGAUUACGCAGCCGCCGAUCGAUGAGUGUCUCCUCCAGCGGUUGUUCCAGCUCGAUGGAUGAUCGGAACUUUGACUUCUCGCCGCUGGGAAGCAUCAUUAGUUGUCGAUGCAACUCGUACAGCAUGUCGGACUUUGAUGACGAUGGGUUUCGUGAAGACAGCAGCGUAUCGUCGGCGUACGCCGUAUUGUCCGGUUCCCGCUCGUAUCAACCGCACCACCCACUGCAUCAUCAUCACCAGAAUGUACCUCACCAUCCGAACAAUCACAAGGGACUAUUCGAUAUUGCACUGAAAACGGUGAAACUGAUCCGGCGUAACCAGGAGCUGCAGGUGCGGCUGGCCCAACUGCAGGAGGAGACGAAUGCGUUCAUCGAUUCGGUAAUGGCCAACCCGGAGAACGAAUCGCUACGUUCGCAUUUUUACAGCACACAGAACAAGCGUUUACCGACGGUACCGGUGACGGUGCAAAAGUGA
This is a messenger RNA of Anopheles marshallii, 927 nucleotides long. RefSeq lists its product as uncharacterized. The record is from RefSeq and is a predicted model, not a curated record. Lineage: Eukaryota; Metazoa; Arthropoda; Insecta; Diptera; Culicidae. Bases 1 to 927 code for a protein of 308 amino acids. Gene Ontology annotation, biological process: negative regulation of circadian rhythm; negative regulation of DNA-templated transcription. The transcript is spliced from 3 exons.